UGUCUGAGCAACUUCUUCUUUUCUUUAUCUUCUCUUUGUGCGCUUUGCCUGACACUCUACAUAAAACAUCUUCUGUGAGCUAAACAAGUGAAACACUGAAUUGAAAUGCUGCAAGUUAUUCUGGUUCUCCUGCCUGGUGUUGUCAGUGCUGAGUGGAAUGUGAAUUAUCCUCCUCCGAUCUGUGCUGCGAGGGGAUCCGAUGCCACUAUUGGCUGUAAUUUUACAUAUCCACAGGGGCAACAAGUUCAGAAACUGCUAUGGUGUUCAAUGACAUCAAACCAUGACAAGUGUUAUAAUAAACCAUAUGUUUAUGAUAGUGAAGCCAACAAUAAUCAAAGCAACUUUCAGUACAUUGGAGACAAAACCUCAGAUUGUUCUCUUUUGAUCAGUAAUAUUAAUCAAACACAUUCUGGAGUUUAUAAAUUCAGAUUUAUAACCAGUGAGAACAGUUGGACAGGUAAUCCUGGAGUGAACAUUUUAGUACACGAUUUAAGAGUGUCCAUGAGCAGGUCAAGAGAAAAUGGAAGCACAAUAGUUGGAGACUCUUUGAAUUUGACAUGCACACUCAAGUGUGGUGAUUUAGCUGAGGCUCAGUGGUUUAAGAAUGGUGAUCUGAUUCAACAGUCAGACCCUGUCCUCACCUUCAGCAGAGUAACUGCUCAAGACUCUGGGAAUUACUCUUGUUCUUUGAGAAACUUUAAAACUACUGUAUCUGAAGAAUUUACCAUUUACAUUGAAGAUGUUGCCGGGUCCCCAACAGUUCUGAUUAUUGUAAUGUCUUUAUUCUCACUUGUUUUCAUCGCUGCAGCUGUGAUGCUUAUAAGAAGAAGGAAAGCAAAAACUCAAAAAAAAACAGUGGAAGAAAGAGAAGAAGCCCAGGAUUCUGUUUACAGCACUCCUCCAAAAACUGCUUACGCAAACCUACCGGAAGCCAAGGAUGUACAGCAGGAAGAUGAAGUAGAAUAUUCAUCUGUCAGCAUUAAACCCAAAGAACUGCUUCAAAUGUCUGCAAACACAGAGCAGCAGGACGAUUCAACCAUCUACAGCACAGUGAUGAACGGUUAAUCAUAUACAUUCAGCUGUCAAGAUACAGAUUUGUACUGCAACAUGUGCCUACUAUGUUUGUGUGUGUGUGGUUUUACCUCUAAAAAUUUCAGAUGAACUGUCUCUGGCUAGUUCCCUUUCUUAUAAAAAUAUAAAUGUGCUUCAUUUGAACAGAAUUACACUGAUAAAAGCAUUUUGUGGCAGCUGCGUUGAGAGUAGACAGAAUGAGAAAGCUUCUCGGAUAAGCAUUGCUUGAUACAAAGAACAGUAAAAACAAACGUCAAAGAGUACAGAAAGACUUUAAAACGUUAUAAAUAUGUUAAUAAAUUAAUUAAAUUAAAGGGAUAGUUCACCGAAAAGAAAAAAAAAAAUGUUUAUCUGCUUAC
Molecule: messenger RNA, 1430 nt
Organism: Onychostoma macrolepis
Lineage: Eukaryota; Metazoa; Chordata; Actinopteri; Cypriniformes; Cyprinidae
Exons: 7
Coding region: 106-1065 (319 amino acids)
Source: RefSeq, a predicted model, not a curated record